Dunckerocampus dactyliophorus (ringed pipefish) is the source of this 2883-nucleotide messenger RNA. It is a transcript of the gene minar1, whose product is annotated as membrane integral NOTCH2 associated receptor 1. Gene Ontology annotation, biological process: negative regulation of cell population proliferation; negative regulation of TOR signaling. NCBI's taxonomy places the organism in Eukaryota, Metazoa, Chordata, Actinopteri, Syngnathiformes, Syngnathidae. The transcript has 4 exons. The record is from RefSeq and is a predicted model, not a curated record. Bases 225 to 2480 code for a protein of 751 amino acids. Gene Ontology annotation, cellular component: plasma membrane.
GCCUGGCGGACAGCUGCGGACCGGCGGGUCCAGUCGAGCCUCAUCGGAGCCGGGAGACCACACAGCAUGUGGUCCUCCUGGGAGGUCUUCUCCUAGCCGGUUCCGAGUCAGGUCCGAGGUCGGAGGCGGACACGCGCAGCGCGUGAGUAACCCCAAGUGAACGCGCAUGGAGACAAGCGUGUAGUGAAGUCAUUCUCUCCUCUCGGUUCUGCCGAGCAUCCACGAUGGAGGCCGGCCCAGAACAGUUCCUGAGGCGGAUCCUGGAGGACCUGGACGUCCAGCACGCCAACAUGUCCGACCAGGAGCUGUGCAAGUCGCUGUGCACGCGCAUGGACCUGGUGCACCUGGCAAAACUGCGCGCGCACCUCUACCGCGCGGCCAGUCUGGACCCGGACUUUCCUACCACGCUCUUCCGGGACAAGAUGCGCGGCCCCGCCGAAGACGAGCAGUCCAAGAGGCGCGUGCUCGCGGCCGACAUCGUCGCCAUGCUCCACCUGGUCCACGCGCACGGGGGCGUGGCCGCGCACAGAGUCCAGAGGCACGAGCACGCCGAGACCAGGCGCGUGCGUCAUCGCUACGCCCCCCUCGGACAGCCCCCCUCACCCCUUCUCAAUAAUCCCCCCUGCCCGGAACCGCGCCGGACCUUCCUUCCCGCCUCGGAGCCCAACUUCCUGUUGGGUGUGGGCGGGAGACAGGGGGGGUGUCGAGCGUCCUCUCUGGACAAACUGCACCACCUGCCCCAAUACUCCCCCUCCCCACCCUGCCGUCGCGUGCACGAAGGCCCCCCGAUGGCGCGCACAUGCCUGCAGAAGAGGAAUAUCUUCAAGGAGGACUUCCACAAGAUGGCCUCCUUCGGCCCUCAGGUUGUCACGGCCAAGGACGGCGAGGGGGCGGAGCCAUACCGCCACACGCCCGCCCCCUUCUUCAAUCGCAGCUUCGAGGUGGCCUACAGGAAGCCCUACUGCCCGCCUCCCCUCAGCCCGGCGCUGCCGGAGCGGCGGCGGGUCAAACACGAGAGUCUGGAUGACCUUCAGGCGUCCACGUACUUCGGGCCCACCACCGUGUCCGAGUGCGUGAGUGGCAGGAAGCAGAGUAGUCAAGGCAGGAAACAGGGGGCGUGGCCAGUGAAGAGCCUGAGCCUCAACGUGGAGGAGGGGCCUCACGACCUGGAGAGGUCGUUUGCGGGCAAACCAAACUUCCAUCGCAACGCCAGCGUCGUCGGCGCUGACGAGAACCGCUUUCAGAGCCCCAAGCGACCUGUGGCAUACCCUGGCGGCCUCGCCAACGACGGCGUGAAGACAAAGGAAGGCGCCUUGAUGGACAGGGUGGAGUCAGCCAAGAGGAUGUGGGACAAACACGUCAACGGUCCGUCUUUUCACGGCACAGACGGCUCGGCGUGCAUCGGGACUCAAACGGAACACGGUGGCCAGAAGACGGCAUCACGCGCAUUCAAGCACUCUGACGAAGAGUCUGAGAUUGUCGGCGACGACAUCAGCGACAUCUUUCGCUUCCUGGAUGAGAUGAGCGUGUGCGACUCGCUGGGCAUGGUCCAGUCGUCGUGUUACGACAGCGCCGCCUCGCUGAAGUCGGAGGGCGACAGCUCCCCCGAACGAAACACAGUCAAACUGGCUAAGUCGCAGCUGGACCGCCUCCUGCGCUCGCUGGACAACACGGACGACGAGCUCAAGUCCAGCGUGAGCAAGCUGGUGGCGAGGAUCGGCGAGAUCGAGCGGAAGCUGGAGUCGCUGUCGGGCGUACGCGGCGAGAUCUCGCAGGUUCUGUCUAAACUCAACAAGCUGGACCAAAAGAUCCAAGAGCCUGACGCCACGCCCGCCUCCUCCCCCCCUGACGCGUCGCCGCACGUCCUCCGCUGCCACACCCUCAACGUGGGCGGCGUCCGUGACGACAGCCCCGGCCUGAGGGCGACGGCCCUGAGGAAGAACGUCUUCACCAGGAGGUCGUCACACUCGCUCGACGACGACGACGCCGAGUCAAAGGUUGUGGAAGUCUCGCCACGAGACUGGCGGACGCUGUCGUACUCGUGCCAUCCCGACGCUGUCGACAAGGAGCGAGCCUGCCGAGCCAAAGAGGUGGACCAAUACGACUUCCCCGGAGUGCUCCGCCCCCCCAAGGCAGCAAGGGAGUCCUACCUGACAGAGCACCACCUAAGGCCGGCGGCCCCGCCCCACGCUAAAGGAAGUCCUCUGUAUUCCGGGCCGAGGCUCAGCGGGCCGUCCUGGACCGCCGACGAAUACAAACGCAACUCAGGAAAUACUUUGGACCGGCAGGCGGAGUCUCUGAGCCCAAACAAGCUGGAGUUCUGGAUGGAGGACGUGUACACGCCGGGCUACGACUCGCUGCUCAAGCAGCGGGAAGCGGCGUUCCGCAGGGCGAAGGCGUGCAAGAUCGCCGCCCUGAUCGCCGCCACCUUCAGCGUCAUCCUGGUCAUCGUGGUCCCCAUCUGCGCCAUGAAGACGUAGCGUGGCGGGGAUGGACCACCCGGGACAGAAACAGGAAGUAGCACAGCUGUCAAUCAAAGACAAUUAGUUGUAGCUUGUGAUUCUGAUUCCAGAGCGGACCGGACUUUGGACCAGAACAAACCACAUGAAUGUAUGCAUCACAUGAUCAGAGUCCGGAAUGUUCUUUGUCCGCUAGCCGAAUGUGUCCGUCACCUCCAGUGUCUCCACAGAACGCCCGACUAGUCUGUUCUGGUUCUGAAGGGACUUGGGACUGAUGGAGCGGUCCAGAUUGUGCUGCGUUUCUAGUGAUGCUGAAUGUCAUAUUUACCUUCUGGAAUGUUCUCUAAUAAGAAUGACUGGACGUCCUGUAGGUCCAUGUGACCCAGAUGGAAUGUUCCAUAAUAAACUUCCUGUUGUGUCUUUG